AUGACUCGGCUUCAAACUUCAACGAUACGUGUAAUACACGUUACCCCCAGAGAAGCCUCAAAUAUACUUCAACAUGUAAAAAGUGACGAAAAAAGUGUGGUACUUCUUAAAAUCAUUAAAGAACUAGAUAAGAAAAGGCUUGAAAUAUUUGAGGCAAAUAAACUUGAUAAAGAGAAUGCCGAUAAAUUGGUCAAAGCUGGUACACUUUCAGCAUCUUUAUAUAAACGAUUAGAUCUUGUCACUGGCGAUAAAUUUUCAACCAUGCUCCAGGGUAUUUCAGAUAUUGAAAAAUUGCCAGAUCCUACAGGAAAAAUCACUUAUGCUAGUAAACUUGAUGAAGGAUUAGAAUUAUAUCGAGUUACUUCUCCGGUUGGAGUUUUAUUGGUAAUUUUUGAGGCGAGACCUGAAGUGGUUGUUAAUAUCUCUGCAUUAGCUAUUAAAUCAGGUAAUGCGGUAAUAUUAAAAGGAGGAAAAGAAUCUAUUAAUACUUUGAAUGCAUUAACAAAUGCAAUUAGAACAGCAUUGGUGGAUACAGCAAUUCCACAAAAUACCAUUCAACUUGUAGAAACACGUGAAAAAAUCAAGGAAUUGCUAGAUUUAGAUAAAUAUAUAGAUUUGGUAAUUCCACGUGGAAGUAAUAAUUUGGUGAGAUUUGUACAGGAAAAUACCAGGAUUCCCGUGUUAGGACACGCUGAUGGAUUAUGCACUGUAUAUGUUGAUAAAGAUGCUGACGUAGAGAAGGCCAAGAGAAUUGUUCUUGAUUCAAAGGUCAAUUAUCCGGCCGCAUGUAAUUCUGCUGAAACAUUGUUAGUGCAUCAUUUUGAUACUGAAUUUUUAGAUUUAGAAAUUGCAGUAAAAGUAGUUGAUGAUUUAAAUUCAGCUAUACAACAUAUUAAUCUACAUGGUAGUAAACAUACUGAUUCAAUAGUUACAGAUAAUGAAGAGGCUGCCAAAAGAUUUAUGCAAGGUGUUGAUUCAGCAGGUGUAUAUUGGAAUGCCAGUACUCGAUUUGCUGACGGAUUUAGAUAUGGAUUUGGUGCCGAAGUGGGGGUUAGUACAAACAAAACUCACGCACGUGGCCCAGUUGGGUUAGAAGGAUUAGUUAUUUAUAAAUAUAAACUAUUCGGUACUGGGCAUAUAGUAAGUGAAUUUGGUGAAGGUGAAGAGAAUGAAGAGAAAGAAAUCACAGUUAAAGAAAAUACAGAAAAUGUGAAGAAAUUAUUUGAAAAGUUGGAAAGAGAAUUUGAGAUUGUUUAUAUGGAUGAAGAAAGUAAUGACAAAAAUGAUUCAAAACCACAAAUUGAAAACGAUCAAGUAUUUAGAUUAUUUUCAAAAGAGCCAACAAAAAUUUCUUUAGAAUCAAAGGACAUCAAAACAUAUAAUGAACAAGUUCAAAUUAUGAGAGAGAAUAUAGAAAAGAUUAGAAAUAGUCAAAGAGAUGAAGAAAAACGUCUCAAAGAAAUUCAAGCAUCAGUUAUAACAUCUGAAAAAAUAAUCAAUGAAUCAAAAAUUCCAUGGGAACGUAAUUUUGUAUUACACAAAAAAAAAGCUGAUUACUCAGUAAUCAGUCCAGGUUCAGGAUCAAUCUUAAACAAAGGAGAGACAGCAACCUGUAUUUGGACUGUUCUAUCUCCCACUGACCAAACUGUCGAUGUGAGAUUAGUACAUGGAGCUGCAUCUAAUUUACAACUUGUUAAAGUCUUAUGCCCAAAUGUUAAGCCACAAGUGGGUAAAUGUCAAUUCACUGUAGGAAAUUUGCCUUCAGGUUUUGAUUAUGCCAUUACUGUGGGAAAAGAUCCAAAUCAUUAUGGAUACUCUAGAAAACUUCCAGAGCAAAAAGGUUGCCCUAACUUUGGAGGUCAAAAUUGUCCCUCAUCAUUGCCUUGUUGUAGUGCCGCCGGAUAUUGUGGUGCCACACUUGAAUAUUGUGGAACUGGAUGUGUUGCAAAGUUUAGUUUUAACGGACAAUGCAGAAUGCCUGGUUCUACUAAAGUCAAAUCCAAAUCCAAACAAACUUCACCAACUCAAGGUAUUCAAGGUCUUUGUGAGAAUGAAGAGAAGGAAAUCACAGUUAAAGAAAAUGCAGAAAAUGUGAAGAGAUUAUUUGAAAAGUUGGAAAGAGAAUUUGAGAUUGUUUAUAUGGAUGAAGAAAGAAAUGGAAAAAAUGAUUCAAAACCACAAAAUGAAAACGAACAAGCAUCAUCUGAACAAAUAAUCAAUGAAUCAAAAAUUCCACGGGAACGUAAUUUUGUAUUACACAAAGUGAUAAACUCAUCCGUCAAGGAUUUUUUUUUGUCUGAUUACUCAGUAAUCAGUCCAGGUUCAGGAUCAAUCUUAAACAAAGGAGAGACAGCAACCUGUAUUUGGACUGUUCUAUCUCAAACCGACCAAACUGUCGACGUGAGAUUAGUACGUGGAGCUGCAUCUAAUUUACAACUUGUUAAAGUCUUAUGCCAAAAUGUUAAUCCACAAGCGGGUAAAUGUCAAUUCUCUGUAGGAAAUUUGCCUUCAGGUUUUGAUUAUGCUAUUACUGUGGGAAAAGAUCCAAAUCAUUAUGGAUACUCUAGUUUCUUCACUAUUAAAUCUGAAGGAAAACUUCCAGAAAAAAAAGGUUGCCCCAACUUUGUAAGUCAAAAUUGUCCCUCAUCAUUGCCUUGUUGUAGUGCCGCCGGAUAUUGUGGUGCCACGCCUGAACAUUGUGGAACUGGAUGUGUUCCAAAGUUUAGUUUUGGCGGAAAAUGUAGUGGUUCACCCAAUCCUCCACCAGCUAAACCAAAUAAACCAACCAAACCAACCAAACCAACCAAACCAACAAAUCAAGGUCUUUGUGGUACUUCCAAGUGUAAUAGUGCUGCUCCUUGCUGUAGCAAAUUUGGUCGUUGCGCUAAUAAAAGCUUUGGUGGUAAAUGCAAAGGCACUGGUUCUUCUAUUACUACAGUCAAAUCCAAAUCCAAACAAACUCCACCAACUCAAGGUACCCAAGGUCUUUGUGGUUCUUCCAAGUGUACUGCUAACUUGCCUUGCUGUAGCGAAUUUGGCUAUUGUGAUUCUCAAAAUACUACAGAAUCUAAACAAUAUUUUAGCGAAGUCAAUAAGGUUCAUCUCAUUGGUGAAUAUGACUUGCCUAGUACUACUUCUACGACGCUUAAUCAUAUGCAGACAGUUGGUAUGGCCGUUGAACCAUUCCUCCCUUUAUUCACUACUGUUACGAAUAUUGUGGAAAGUUUGAAUCAAAUUCGCGCGAAUGCAAUUUAUAAUGAAAGAAUAUGUAAUGCUUUACUUGAUCGUGUUGAGAUUGUUCAACAUGCUGUUAAAUCUUUACAACGGAAACAGCAAGAAAACGAAGAAAAUUUCCGUGAACAAAGUUAUUACAAUGCAUGGGUUAGGCUUAUUAAUGUCUUGACGAGUAUUAAAAAAUUUGCCAAGGAUGUAACACAGCAAGGAGUAUUACAAAAAUAUUCGAAGGCUAAUGUUCUUAAGGAAGCUUUUGAUAGAAAUAUUAAAGAAUUCGAAUCAGUCUGUUUUGAUUUACAAUUUACGAUUGCGUUGUAUUCGGAAGAGCAAAGAGCAAUCGAGAACAACCAAGUUUCAGAAGAUAUUAAUAAUCUAGGAAAGGCGCCCAAUAUUGAAUAUUCUGAACUUAAAGAUCCAAAUGCUAGUAGGGAAAACAUAAGAGGAGCACAAAAAACUAUUAUAAGAAAAGUCUACCGUGGAUUGGAUGUCGCUUGCAAAAAAUUUAAAUCGGAGACUUUAGAUACACUCAAAACCGAAUUAACAAUACUGAAUUUACUAGGAAAAUGUCCAAAAAUUAUUACCUUUUAUGGUCUUUCGGAAGUGGACAAAACUAAAGUGAUGGUCUUCGAAUGGGCAUCAAUUGGAAACCUAAAAGAAUUUUAUUCAAAUUCAAAUAAUAAAAUUUCAUGGACUGCAAAAUUAUCAUUUGUCCGAGAUAUAUUUUGUGGUCUUUACUUUAUGCAUGAAAGUGGAGUUCUUCACCAUGAUGUCCAGUGUGCAAAUAUCUUGAUUACAAAUUUUAAAAUGUCGCGCGAUGUUCGAGGGGAUACUACGUCAUGUGACAAUGUGAGUGAUUAUGUUCGUUGGUUGGCACCUGAAAAAAUGCGUAAUGAAAGGUAUACCCCAAAAUGUGAAAUGUUUAGUUUUGGAAUGUUAGUUUGGGAACUUAGUUAUCAAAAAGUUCCAUAUGCGAACAUGAAAGUAAAGGAAAUCCAAACUCACGUUAAAAACAAGAAAAGGGAAACUUUGGAAAUACUAUCACAUCCAAAUCCGAUUGCAGUUGGAUUUGCGGACCUUAUUAGGAGAGCAUGGGAAGACAAUCCAGCAUUACGUCCAUCAGAUGUUCAAGUUAAAUCUACAAUCGAAACUUUAUGUGAAAGAUAUUUGAAUGGAAAUUCACCAUUAAUUACUCCAAAUGUAAACUCUGAAGUUGAUAUACCGAAUUUAGAAUUGAAUCAAUCAAGCCAUCAAGCCUCCGAAUCCAGUAACUAUGAUUUUGAUGUCAAGACUACUCCAAAUAAAGAAGAUAUUCCAAUGAUUAACAUUAUAAAACCAUUCGAAGACGGAAUCGCUGCACAUAAACAGCGUAAUUACAAAGAAGCUUGGGAAUGCUUCGAUGUACAUUCAGAGUUAGGUCUUAGUACUGCAAAAUAUUGGAAAGGAUAUUAUCUUCAUUCUGGUAAUUAUGUAGAGAAAAAUCUAGAAGAAGCUUUGAAAUGGUUUAAGAUGGCAGCAGAUGAUGGUGUUAUAGAUGCACAACUUCGUUAUGCAUUCGGGUUAAUUGAAAUUAACAAAGAUAGUUCUAAAAACGAUGAAAUAAUACGAUACAUGAAACUAGCGGCAGAUGCUGAAAAUGAAAGCGCUAUGUUUCAUCUUGGGGAUAUUUAUUAUAAUGGAAAAUUGGGGGUGAAAGAAGAUAAAGAUAAGGGUCUUAACCUAAUCAAAUUAGCAGCUUAUAAGAAUCAACAAGAUGCAAUUAAAUUUAUUAGUAAUAAUAAAAAAUAG
Diversispora eburnea is the source of this 5019-nucleotide messenger RNA. The record is from the annotation of a GenBank genome assembly. Lineage: Eukaryota; Fungi; Glomeromycota; Glomeromycetes; Diversisporales; Diversisporaceae.